This is a messenger RNA of Acaulospora colombiana, 426 nucleotides long. NCBI's taxonomy places the organism in Eukaryota, Fungi, Glomeromycota, Glomeromycetes, Diversisporales, Acaulosporaceae. The record is from the annotation of a GenBank genome assembly.
AUGUCUUCCACGAAACCUCCGACGGAUCUUGACUCCAAUCUGAAAUUGCUGCGGACUUCGUUGAAUGCAAUAUACGUCUACACCGGUAAUAUGCUCGAAGCGAGAAUAUCGCAAGGGCAAAGAAACUCGAGACAAGCUGUUUCGGUAGAACCUUCGCGAGAAGACUUGGAACACAUAGAAACUUUUAGAAGACAGUUCAACGAACUAGAACAAAGUGAAGUUAAAAGAUCUAUAUAUUCAACCUAUUCGCAGCAACUUGCCAAAGAAACCUUCGAACGUGAACUCCAGUCAAAGGGCUCAGCGAACGAUGGCAAAACCAAAGGUGAAUUUUUUACUGCAGAAGAGACCAAAAGGUACAAUGACAAAAUUGCUUUAUUGGAAGGAUUCCUGGGAAUAGAUGGGUCAGCAGCAUCCGAAAAUAUGUGA